This is a messenger RNA of Microplitis mediator, 1586 nucleotides long. It is a transcript of the gene Mcad, whose product is annotated as medium-chain specific acyl-CoA dehydrogenase, mitochondrial. Lineage: Eukaryota; Metazoa; Arthropoda; Insecta; Hymenoptera; Braconidae. Gene Ontology annotation, biological process: medium-chain fatty acid catabolic process; fatty acid beta-oxidation. Gene Ontology annotation, molecular function: medium-chain fatty acyl-CoA dehydrogenase activity; flavin adenine dinucleotide binding. Gene Ontology annotation, cellular component: mitochondrion. Bases 219 to 1469 code for a protein of 416 amino acids. The record is from RefSeq and is a predicted model, not a curated record. The transcript is spliced from 8 exons.
UAUGGAGUCGAUUUCUGUCAAAAAAAAAAUUAUUAGACGUCAAACAAAAAGUUAAAAACAAUUGUAUCUUUAUUGUAAUUAUUAUUAUUAUUAUUAUCAUCAUCUGGACUUUGAUCUGUCAUAAAUAUUAAUGUUACAUCCAGGACAACAAUCAACAAGAAUAUAAAUACAUAUAGGUAUUACAUAAACAUUUUUUUUUAUCAUCAAAAGACACCAAGAUGUUGACAAAAGCAUUCAAUAAUAUUACGAGAAAGGCAUUAGCCAGAAAUUUUUUAGUGUCAUCAAGAUUAUCUAGUGGAUACUCAUUUGACUUAUCAGAAACGUCGCAAGAAAUAAAAGAUACGGCUGAGAAAUUUGCGAGAGAGGAAAUAAUUCCAGUGGCUGCUCAGUAUGAUAGAUCUGGGGAAUAUCCCUGGCCGAUUAUCAAGAAAGCAUGGGAAACUGGAUUAAUAAAUACUCAUAUCCCCAAGGAUAUUGGUGGAUUGGAGCUGGGUGCCUUUGAUGGAUGUUUGAUUGCUGAGUCACUUUCAUAUGGAUGCUCUGGUAUAAUGACAGCUAUUGAAACUUCUGGUCUUGCUCAAUGGCCAGUUAUUCUUGGGGGUUCAAAAGAACAGCAGAAAAAAUAUCUUGGACGACUACUUGAAGAGCCUAUUGUUGCUGCUUAUGGAGUGACUGAACCUGGUGCUGGUUCAGAUGUCGCUGGUAUUAAAACGAAAGCUGUAAAAAAAGGAAAUGAGUGGAUACUAAAUGGUACUAAAAUGUGGAUAACAAACGGUGGAGUUGCCAGCUGGUACUUUGUCUUAGCGAGAACUAAUCCGGAUCCAAAGGCACCUGCUGGUAAAGCGUUCACUGGUUUUGUUGUUGAACGUGAUUGGCAGGGAGUAACACCAGGACGUAAAGAAAUAAACAUGGGACAGAGGGCAUCAAAUACAUCAAUGGUGAGCUUUGAAGAUGUCCGCGUACCUGCAGAAAAUGUUUUAACUGGAGAAGGAGCGGGUUUCAAGAUCGCUAUGGAAACGUUCGAUGCUACGCGUCCUAUGGUAGCUUGUGGAGCAGUUGGGUUGGCCCAGCGUGCUCUGGAUGAAGCUUUGAAGUACUCGUUGGAACGUCACACAUUUGGGAAACCCAUUUUCGAGCACCAGGCAGUCGCGUUCAUGCUCGCGGAUAUGGAAAUCGCGGUCGAAACUGCGCGUCUCGCCUGGAUGAAAGCUGCCUGGGCAGCUGAUAAAAAACUACCGAAUGCCACCAAACUCGCGAGUAUCGCCAAGUGCUACGCCGCGGACAUCGCGAACCGCGUGGCCUCUGACGCUGUCCAGGUAUUCGGCGGCGCUGGUUUCAACAGCGAGUACCCGGUGGAGAAGCUGAUGAGAGAUGCAAAAAUUUAUCAGAUCUAUGAAGGAACUUCUCAAAUUCAAAGACUUAUUAUUUCACGACACAUGUUCAAGGAAGCAAAGUCCAAAUUUAUGUAAUUCACUUUAUUAUUAUUAUGAUUUUUCUUAAUUAACUUGUAAUAAUAUUUAAUAUUGAUCUUAUUGAUUUAUAAAAAUUAUUUGGGUCACAAAUAUUAUUUAUUUUACAAAUUAAUU